AUGCAUUACAACUGGAUGACAUCGCACUACCUAUCGUGCUUCCUCGAGUUAGCGAGCUUCUUCCUCUUAGCUGCGGAUGGUAACGCUUGCCUUGUUGGCCUCCGACGACUGGAAUUCGCUGUCACGGAACGUUUGGACGGCGGCGAGCUUCAAUUUCGUACCUUUGGCCUCGGCAAAUUAGUCAUCCAAUCAUUAGUCCCUUUGAUCUUGGACAGAGAAAUUGUAGAAGGUUGUGUUGUUCAAUGCAAAUCGCUGGAGCUGCGGUUCUGGGAACCUGAAACUGCUCUUCUUGUCGGACGACAUCCUACGCAAGUGGGAUAA
Suillus plorans is the source of this 321-nucleotide messenger RNA. RefSeq lists its product as uncharacterized. Lineage: Eukaryota; Fungi; Basidiomycota; Agaricomycetes; Boletales; Suillaceae. The coding region runs from base 1 to 321 and encodes 106 amino acids. The transcript has a single exon. The record is from RefSeq and is a predicted model, not a curated record.